Messenger RNA from Gracilinanus agilis (Agile Gracile Mouse Opossum), 1764 nucleotides. RefSeq names its product protocadherin alpha-6-like. Gene Ontology annotation, biological process: homophilic cell-cell adhesion. Lineage: Eukaryota; Metazoa; Chordata; Mammalia; Didelphimorphia; Didelphidae. The record is from RefSeq and is a predicted model, not a curated record. The annotation marks the transcript as partial. The transcript has a single exon. Gene Ontology annotation, molecular function: calcium ion binding. Gene Ontology annotation, cellular component: plasma membrane.
CUCACAGGCACAGUACAGCUGCUUAUCACUGUACUGGAUGUGAACGAUAACGCCCCCACUUUUGAGCGAUCAGAAUACGAAGUGAAGAUACUAGAAAAUGCUGCCAGUGGGACCUUAGUGCUCCAACUGAACGCCUCCGAUGCGGAUGAAGGCAUCAAUAGGGAGAUAGUAUACUCUUUCAAUAGUCUCGCUUCACCUUUGAUUAAUGACAAGUUUCAGAUAAAUCCAGAUACAGGAGAAAUUUCAAUUCAAAGAUAUUUGGACUUCGAAGAUGUAAAUUCAUAUAAAUUUCGAGUUGAAGCAACAGAUAAGGGACAUCCGGCCAUGGUUGGACAUUGUACUAUCAGAGUGGAUGUCGAGGAUACCAAUGAUAAUGCCCCAGAGUUGUCGGUGACAUCACUGUCACUACCUGUCAGAGAGGAUGCUCCUCCAGGCACGGUUAUAGCACUCAUCAGCGUGUCCGACCGUGACUCUAGAGCCAACGGACAGGUGACUUGCUUUCUGGCACCUCCUUCGCCUUUCAGGUUGAUGUCCACUUUCAGGAAUUACUACUCGCUGGUGCUGGAGGGCUCCGUGGACCGCGAAAGCAUAUCAACCUAUGAAUUGGUGGUGACAGCGAGGGAUGGCGGAUCUCCAGCGCUUUGGGCUUCUGCCAGCGUGACUGUGAGUAUUGCCGAUGUUAACGACAACGCGCCAGCCUUUGAGCAGCCUUUGUACACCUUGUUUGUGAAGGAGAACAACCCGCCAGGCAGUCAUAUCUUCACUGUGUCAGCAUCGGAUCCUGACGCUGAGGAGAACGCGCUGGUGUCAUACUCUCUGGUGGAGAGGCGAAUAGGGGAACGUCCGCUGUCGAGUUAUGUGUCAGUGCAUUCCGAGAGCGGGAAAGUGUACGCCCUGCAGCCUCUGGACCACGAGGAGUUGGAGUUACUGCAGUUUCAGGUGAGCGCCAGAGAUUCUGGAGUCCCUCCCCUGAGCAGCAAUGUGAGCUUGCAGGUGUUCGUGCUGGACGAGAACGACAACCCGCCUGUUGUGCUGCCACCUCAUGCUGGAGUUAGCCCAGUGACUGAACUAGUAUCACAAUCUGUGGCUGUCGGUCACGUACUUGCGAAGAUCCGAGCUGUGGAUGCAGAUUCUGGGUAUAAUGCGUGGCUGUCCUAUGAACUGAUGCCAGAAGUUGGCGCUGGGAGUAAACCUUUCCGAGUGGGUCUAUACACUGGCGAGAUUAGUACGACUCGGGCCCUGGAUGAGUCGGAUGGACCACGACAGACACUACUUGUGCUGGUGAAAGAUCACGGAGAGCCCGCAUUGAAGACCACUGCAACAGUGACUGUGUCACUUGCAGAGACUGGGCAGACGUUUAAAGGGUCUUCUGUGGCUUCUAACGACUUUAAAACGAAUGGUGCAGGGCAGAAGAUCCUGGUGGAUGUGAAUGUCUAUCUGAUAAUUGCCAUUUGCUCAGUGUCCAGUCUGUUGGUGUUGAGUCUGCUCCUGUAUGUGACAAUUCGGUGCUCCUCUCCCUCUCAGGGAUUUUAUGCGCCUCAGAAGUCCACUCCGGUAUGUUCAAACACUGUAGGAAGCUGGUCUUAUUCCCAUCAGCAAAGACAGAAGAUUUGCUCAGGGGAGGGCCCUGCCAAGAAUGACCUCAUGGCCUUCAGCCCCAAUCUUCCACCGUGUCCCAGUUCUCAGGUCACAGAACAGGCAGAGUAUAUGCAGAAUGUGGAGAAAGUGAGUAUUAAUUUCUACCUUUGGGGCCAUUUUUUUUAA